This is a messenger RNA of Betta splendens (Siamese fighting fish), 937 nucleotides long. Its product is annotated as mucin-13-like. Bases 52 to 429 code for a protein of 125 amino acids. The transcript is spliced from 2 exons. The record is from RefSeq and is a predicted model, not a curated record. NCBI's taxonomy places the organism in Eukaryota, Metazoa, Chordata, Actinopteri, Anabantiformes, Osphronemidae.
UAAGGACACGCAGAAAGGAGCAGACAGCCCUAAAGAACAUCUGAAGCCGAGAUGAAGAACGCGGGGAUGCUGGUGGUCUGGGUGUGCCUGGCCUUCGCACUGGGCAGAACCGAGGGACAGAACACAACCACUGAAUCAAGCUCCACAGGGGUCAGCGGCAGCACGGAGUCGCCCGGUACCACCGGUACCAGCGGGCCCACGGCGCAGCCCGGCAGCUCCACCCGUGGGAGCGACGCCGGCUCCUCCCAGAACACGGCUGCCGGCACCGCGUCCAGCGGAGGCGCUCCGUCCUCCGCGUCCGCGGCCCCCGGCACCACCAGCAACGCUGGCACGACCACGACCACGUCCGGAGCAGCGCGCGCGGCCCCGUUGGGGCUCCGCGGCCACAUCCUGCUGCCCGUCACCCUCCUGCUCUACGCGGCGCAUUGACAGCACGCCCCCCGUUACAGCUGCUGUUCUCUGCCGCCCACGCUAUGAAGUGCUGCGUCAGCACUGAGCGCUCGGCCGCUUUGGGCCUAGACGGCUUCACGGGACGUACGAGAACCCCAAACGUCCUAGUGCAAACAUCAAAAUGCUCAGCAGGAGAGGAUUAAAGGUGAAGGAGCCUCAGUUCUGCUAAAACCCUGCUUCUGGCAGACUCAUGGUUGUUGCCUAUUUGCAUUUAGGCAGAUAUUCAAUUUUAUUCAAACAGCACAUUCAAAUGCCGGCUGUAUGUUCGGAGCCACCUUUAAUGGCUCGUUUGCUUUAUGUCCUUGUUUAUGUGAAUAUUGCAAAGUGAUGUAUGUCACAGCACGAAGUACAUAGAGCGCCUGAGCAGCGUGUUGUAUGUGCACAUAUGUGACGCUGAUUAACAAUGGUUGAAGGAUGAUGACUAUUUGUUGCUGUUUUAAUAAUAAUAAUGAAAUAAUAAUUAAUAAAACACAUCAUUUACACAUGA